CACGGACAGUGGACAGCUCGACGUCAACGCAUCUAACCAAAGUUUUCAUUUGAAAUUUAAUUUUUAAAAUCACUCUGUGAAAUAACGAGAUGCCGCCGACCACCGUGGCAGAAGAUCGACUGACGUCCGGACACCGGCUGUCCCAUCCCGCGCCCGGGGACGAAGUCCUCAUCACGGGAUGCUCCGGCUACUUCCCGGAUUCCGACUCCGUCAUACAUCUACAAGAGAACCUCUUUAAUAAGAUCAACAAUGUCAACAAGUUCGAUGCCUCCUUCUUCGGUGUGCACUUCAAGCAGGCGCACACUAUGGACCCCAUGUGCAGGAUACUGCUUGAGAAGGCCUACGAAGCAGUUAUUGACGCUGGUUUCAACCCCAAAGAACUUCGCAAUACAAAGACCGGCGUAUUUAUUGGUGCCUGCUUCUCCGAAUCUGAGAAAACUUGGUUUUAUGAGAAAAUGCAGGUCAACGGCUUUGGUGUUACUGGAUGUUCCCGCGCUAUGUUAGCUAACCGUAUCUCGUACUGGUUGGGUGUGACGGGGCCCUCGUACACGGUGGACUCGGCGUGCUCCAGCUCGCUGUACGCGCUGGAGCACGCCUUCCGCGCAAUCCGCGACGGCCACUGCGACGCCGCUAUCGUCGGCGGAUCCAACCUCUGUCUGCACCCUUAUGUUUCACUACAGUUCUCCAGAUUGGGAGUGCUGUCGCCUGAUGGCCGCUGUAAGAGUUUCGACAACAGUGCAAACGGCUACGCGCGCUCUGAAGCGAUUGUUGUAUGUUUUCUACAAAAAGCAAAGGAUUCCAGAAGAGUAUACGCUCAGCUCCUCCACGCGAAGACCAACUGCGACGGCUACAAGGAGCAGGGCAUCACGUACCCUGCUGGCCAGAUCCAGAAGCUGCUCCUCAAUGAGUUCUACGAGGAGUGCUCUAUACCGCCAUCUUCACUUGAGUUCGUAGAAGCUCACGGCACUGGAACCCGUGUGGGAGACCCUGAGGAGUUGCUGGCCAUCGAAGAGGUGUUCUGCACGGGCCGCUCCGAGCCGCUCAUGAUCGGCUCCAUCAAGUCCAACCUCGGCCACAGCGAGCCCGCCUCCGGACUUUGUUCCAUCGCUAAAAUGUGCAUAGCAUACAGCACCGGCUACAUCCCCCCCAACUUGAACUACAAGGUGGCGCGCGAGGGCGUGGCGGCGCUGAGCGCGGGCCGCCUGCAGGUGGUGACGGAGAAGCAGCGCUGGCGGCGCGGCCUCUCCGGCAUCAACAGCUUCGGCUUCGGCGGCGCCAACGCUCACGUGCUGCUCAAGAACGUCGCCAAACAGAAGGUGAACAAUGGUCUGCCUUGCGACGACUUGCCGCGGCUGGUGUGUGUGUCGGGGCGCACGGAGGCGGCGGCGGCGCGGCUGCUGGACGAGCUGCAGUCCCAGUCGACUCCAACGAGGAGUGUGAGCGUGUCGCGCGACAUCCAGUACUUCUCGGGCGUGCGCAGACCUGUGUGGUUCGUGUACUCCGGCAUGGGGUCGCAGUGGCCCGCCAUGGCCGCAAGCCUCAUGAGGAUCCCGGUCUUCGCAGCCGCCAUACAAAAAUGUCACAAAGUGUUGGAACCGAAAGGCAUUAACCUGACAAAGAUAAUAACGGACCCUGACCCUACAAUAUACGACAACAUCCUGAACUCGUUCGUCGGUAUCGCGGCUGUGCAGGUCGGCCUCACCGACGUGCUCCGAGCUGUCGGCAUACAACCUGACCAUAUUAUUGGGCACAGUGUGGGGGAGCUGGGCUGCGCGUACGCCGACGGCUGCUUCUCUGCUGAGGAAAUGAUCCUGUCCGCCUUCAGCCGCGGCCUCGCCUCCAUUGAGACACCCUUCAUCAAGGGUUCUAUGGCUGCGGUGGGACUGGGAUACAACCAGAUCAAAUCGAUGUGUCCGCCGGAGAUCGAGGUGGCGUGUCACAACGGACCCGACUCCAGCACCAUCUCGGGUCCUGCUGACGUCAUGAAGCAGUUCGUGUCUCAGCUGAGCCAGCAGGGAGUCUUCGCCAAGGAGGUGCCCUGCUCCAACAUCGCCUACCACUCCAGAUACAUCGCUGAAGCUGGUCCUAAAUUACUGAAAUACCUGCGCGAAGUGAUCAAGGACCCUAAACCUAGGUCUGAGCGCUGGGUCUCGACUUCAGUACCACAGGCGCUGUGGAAAGACCCCAGAGCUGAGUUCUCUUCUGCAGAAUAUCACACUAAUAAUUUAUUGAGUCCAGUGCUAUUCGAGGAGACAGCGCGUCUCAUCCAGCCCAAUGCGAUCACGAUAGAGAUCGCGCCGCACGGCCUGCUGCAGGCCAUCCUGCGCCGCGCCCUGCCCGAGGAGGUGAUCAAUGUCGCCCUCACGCAGAGGAAACACGAAGAUAAUGUACAAGUUCUCUUCACCGCUUUAGGAAAGUACCCGCCCGUGGCGUUCCCCGUGUCGCAAGGCACGCCCAUGCUCUCGCACCUCGUCGAGUGGGAACACAGCGAAGAUUGGUAUGUAACAUCAUAUAAGGCCCAAGAGAAAAUGAAAUCCGGAGAAAGAACAGUUAGAAUGUCGAUUGUUGAUGAAGACAGCGAGUACAUGGCCGGACACGUUGUUGAUGGUCGCAACCUAUACCCUGCCACCGGCUACCUGGUGCUGGUGUGGGAGACGCUGGGGAUGAUGAUGGGUGAACUCUACACUGAAGUGUCCGUCGUCUUCGAGAACGUUCGCUUCCAGAGAGCUACAAACAUACCUAAAGAUGGUAACUUGGAGUUUAUCGUCAUGAUACAGAAGGGCAGCGGCAACUUUGAGAUUGUAGAGAGCGGUGCAUCAAUAGUGACAGGUCGCAUCUACGCCAAGAAGAACGUAGGAGAAGAUUACCGCGUGCUGGCCGCGCCGCACGAGGCCACCGGCCCUGAUGUCAAGCACAUGCUCACUAAAGACUUCUACAAGGAAUUAAGGCUUCGAGGCUACCAAUAUAGUGGUCUGUUCCGUGGCGUGGUCGGUUGUAACGUGGAGGGUACCCGCGGCCGCCUCGCCUGGCUCAACAACUGGGUCACCUUCAUGGACUGCAUGCUGCAGCUCAAGAUCGUGGGCCAGGACACGCGCGGACUCUUCGUGCCCACCAGGAUAGAGAAGAUGUGCAUCGACGCGGCCAUGCACUACAACGCCAUCUCCAACAUGAACCCUGACUCCAACAGACAGACGUUUGAAAUACGCGUCUACCCAGAUGUGGAUGUUAUCAGAGCUGGAGGUGUUGAAAUCAGAGGUCUUCAUGCCACACCAAUAUCAAAGAAGAUACCAUUAGGUGUUCCUGUUCUUGAGAAAAAUGAAUUUGUCGCUAACUUUGGUAAAAACAAGAUGAAGAUGGAAGAUAUUCUACGUGCUGAUAUCCAAAUUAUUCUCGAAAAUAUACAGACAUAUAAAGUGAAAAGCAUUGAGAUUGUUGAUGAGGAAUACAAGAAUAACGAAUUAAGUCCAGUUAUGGAGACGGUGGCCGACGUGCUCGGAGACCUGCCGCUGGUGCAAGCUGAACUGAUAGUCAUCACUGAGGAACAACUGGAAAUGCCUUCACAUAUUACAGUAGAAAAUAAAAAAUUAAUCGGAGAAAGCAAUACUGUUAUCUUCGUUGGAGCUAAUCUAUUACAAAGACCAGAGCUCCUUCAACAAGCUGUGUCUACAUUGAGAGACAAAUGCUUUAUUAUUAGUCGUGAAAAAGAACGUCCUAAUCCAAAAGAUUACUACGGGAAAUACGAUAUAGUGACAAUCCACGAUACUGGGAUAGAAUACGUCGUGAUGUUCAGGAAAAGAAUUGGUGCUAAACCAGCUAAAUUCUUUAGAAUUAUGGCAGCAGACCAGGAAUUCUCUUGGAUCGACAAAGUCAAGGAUGAACUAAAAGAGGGUCAGAAAUUAGUGCUUUACAGUCAAGAUGAGCCUAUUAACGGUCUUUUGGGUCUAGUCAAUUGUCUAAGAAGAGAGCCUGGAGGCGAAAUUGUUUACGGUCUACUCAUAGCCGACCCAUCUGCUCCAGCUUUUAACCCAGAUUUGGAAUUCUAUGAAGAACAAUUGGAUAAAGAUUUAGCAUUGAAUGUUUACCAAGACGGUCAAUGGGGAACAUAUCGUCAUUUGCUAUUGGGAGAUUUAGAAACAGUGAAAGCCGCACACGCUUAUGUCAACACGACAACUAUCGGAGAUCUCUCUUCAAUGAAAUGGUUACAAGGAAACCUCAAAGAGAAUCAUCAAUUCAAAAAUCCAGACAAAAUUCUCAUUCAAGUGUACUGCGCUGCUUUGAACUUCCGUGACGUCAUGACAGCGAUGGGCCGUGUGACGGUGGACGCGGUGGCUCGCGGCAGACUCAACCAGGAGUGUGUGCAGGGCUUCGAAGUUGUUGGCAGAACUCCUAAUGGUUCUCGUGUGAUGGCCAUGGUCCGCAACAGCGGCAUGGCCAACGUGGUCGCCGGAGACAAGAUCCUGAUGUGGAGCAUCCCUGAUGAAUGGACAUUUGAGGAGGCUUGCAGCGUGCCUGUAGCUUACGGAACUGUUUACUAUGCAUUUGGGCAAGCCGCCAUCAACGUGGCGCUGCACUACGGCUGCGAGGUUUUCACCACAGUCGGCACUCCCGAGAAGAGGGCCUUCAUCAAGAAACUUUUCCCACAACUCAAAGAUAGUCACAUUGGCAACUCUCGAGACACAUCAUUCGAAGACAUGAUCAGACGCGAAACCAAAGGGAAGGGUGUUGAUGUUGUUCUGAAUUCCCUGGCCGAUGAGAAAUUGCAGGCGUCGGUGCGUUGCCUAGGUUACCGCGGCCGCUUCUUAGAGAUUGGCAAGUUCGACAUCAGCAACAACACGCCCAUCGGCAUGUACUACUUCCUCAAGGAGACCUCCUUCCACGGCAUCAUGUUGGACUACAUCUUUGAUCAGAACGUCGAGUUCAGGAAGAAACUGCAAGAUCUUCUGCUGACCGGUAUCGAGAGCGGCGCUGUGAGACCUCUCACUUAUUGCAUCUUCGAGAAGGAUGAAGUGGAACAAGCCUUCAGAUACAUGGCGGCCGGAAAACACAUCGGCAAGGUAAUCGUGAAAAUCCGUGACGAAGAGCGCAGCAACCGACCAGUUAAACCUACGCCCAUACUGAUGGAUGCAGUUCCAAGGUAUACCUGCCAGGAUGAGCUGGUGUACGUGGUGGUGGGCGGGCUGGGCGGCUUCGGCCUGGAGCUGGCGGACUGGCUCAUCAUGCGCGGCGCCAGGAAGGUGCUGCUCACCUCGCGCAGGGGAAUCACCAACGGGUACCAGUCCAGCAGGAUCAGAGCGUGGACUGGCUACGGCGCCGAUGUUCGCAUCUCCACUCACGACGUGGUGACGGAAGCUGGAUGUGAGGAAAUGCUGAAGAUGGCCAACUCCAUGGGCCCCGUGGAGGCGAUCUUCAACCUCGCCGUCAUCCUCAAGGACUCCAUAUUCCAGAACCAGACGCCGGAGACGUUCAAAACAUCGUUUGCACCGAAAGCGCUCGCCACUAUGAAUUUGGACAAAUUAUCGAGGAAACUUUGCCCUGGAUUGAAGGACUUUGUAAUAUUUUCGUCUGUCUCGUGCGGGCGCGGCAACGCCGGACAAACCAACUACGGUCUCUCGAACUCCGUGAUGGAGAGGAUCUGCGAGUGGAGGAAGAAACUGUGUCUGCCAGCCCUCGCUGUGCAGUGGGGUCACAAAGGUAUAGUAUUCUGUAUCGACGGAGCGCCGGACUUCCUGUACGGUCUGCUCACUCAGACGCUGGACACCAAAGACGACGUGCUGCUGCAGAACAGCCUCAUCUGCCACACCUUAGAGAUCAUCGCCCCCAACGAUGACGUCACCAAGGACCUCAUGACCAAACUCAACCAAAUAGAAUCCUACGACGAAAGAAUCAAACACGCAGCAAAAGUAUCCUCAGUACAGCAUAGAUAUUCCGAGAGCUUUGUAGCCGCGGUCGCUGCGGCCAGCUUUGAUAGACUCAAAAUGGUGUUAGACCACAAACCUUUAGAGAAAAAGCUCUCAGCCCCAAUAUUCCUUCUAAGACCUAAAGACCCCCCUCCAUUUAUGACCUGCGAGGAAAACUACGGCCUCGACAAAUAUACUGAGGGUCAAGUUACUGUACACAAUCUAGAAGGGAACCACAUCACUAUUAUCGAAAAUAAAGAUUGCGCUAAUAUUAUUAAUAGAAUUCUUUCAGAAAAAGAUAAGAAUAAGGAUACGAGCAAAACUGAUCUUAAUGUUGUUACAAGUAUGGUUGAAAAUCAAAGAACAGUGCAAAUAUAAGUUACCGUCAAUAAAUUGUUUAGAUUUUGAUUUUUUAUUUAUUAUUGUAGCUUUAUUUAGUACUUAAUGUUUAAUGUAACACGAAGGCCAGUACCAAAUAAAAUAAUCAUUAGAUAACUUAGAGAAAGUAAAUUUCUUUCUUUCUAGAUAACUUAUAUUGUUUCUUAGCUUAGAAUAUUUGUGACUGGGUCUUAGGUGAGUGUUAAGUUUGAAUAAGUUUGUACUAGUUUGUGUUACUUCAUUGAUCUGAUUUAUGUGAUGGGCUUAGAAAAUAUAAUAUUGAUCUUUUUUA
Molecule: messenger RNA, 6567 nt
Organism: Papilio polytes (common Mormon)
Lineage: Eukaryota; Metazoa; Arthropoda; Insecta; Lepidoptera; Papilionidae
Gene: FASN3
Product: fatty acid synthase-like
Exons: 36
Coding region: 90-6275 (2061 amino acids)
Biological process (GO): fatty acid biosynthetic process
Molecular function (GO): fatty acid synthase activity; oxidoreductase activity; 3-oxoacyl-[acyl-carrier-protein] synthase activity
Source: RefSeq, a predicted model, not a curated record